AUGGCUCCAUCACAGAAUCCCGGACCGGCACGCGCAGCUGCCCGAACACCCAUUUCACGACCUUCGUUCGACAUUACGCCCGAUUUUACCGACCCAUCCUUUGACCCCGCCGAAUUCCUGAACGAUGUCCUCCCUCCGCUGACGCUGGCGUCACCGCAAUCCUACACCCCUCGGGGCUCGACGGCCGUUUCCCUCGCCGAGUUAUCAACCCAAGUGCAGUCGAUCCUUACGCAGAUAAACGCGCAGAAUGUUCGACUCUCCAAUAAUCUGACUCAACUGACCGAUGAAAUUUUACGGAGUGGCAAUCGCCUCGCCUACGAAGUUGAAGUGCUGCGCGGCGAAGCAAUCGGACUGUCCGAGACCCUGACGGAAGCUUUACGAGAUGAUAUUGCGAGGUUCGUUCCGGACACGGUAGAAUCCAACCAGGAGAGCAAUCCGGGAUCAGAAGACGACGGAGAAGAGACCCAGGCAGCGGUCAAUGGAGAGGUGACUGUCCAGGAUCCCGAAUUUAUCACGAAGCUACGAACCCUGAAUCAAGUACGAGCCCGCCUGGAAGAAGUUGUCCAGACGUUUGGAGAUUCAAUGGAAUGGCCGCUACCGCCGUCUGAGACUUCCUUGACGUCGUCUUUUAUUUCCGUGUCAGCUCCAGAACCAGGCUCAGAGGCUCAGAGUCAAGAGGAGAAGGGCCAGGAGGUUGCGAAGAAGCUGCGCACCGAAGUGACAGAGCUUCUCGAUAGCAAUGGUGGAGGAGACGAAGGAUUGGAAGCUGCUACAAGGCGAGUUGAGGCUCUACGAGGACUGGCAACCGUGUGGAAAGGAACCGCGGAGGAGAAAGCGCGGACUAGAUUUGUGGACAGUUUGGAGAAGAUGAUCGAUGACCGGCGGCGGACGCUGGAGAACCAGGGUAAAACCAACUCAUCUCAGCAACAGGGGAGGCCACCAGUUGGCCAUCGGCGCCAGGAAAGUGAAGGGCCGGCAGGUGGUAUCUUCAAAAAUCUGCAGCGACUACGGGAGGAGAUCUACCUUGAAUGA
Molecule: messenger RNA, 1032 nt
Organism: Aspergillus nomiae NRRL 13137
Lineage: Eukaryota; Fungi; Ascomycota; Eurotiomycetes; Eurotiales; Aspergillaceae
Exons: 1
Coding region: 1-1032 (343 amino acids)
Source: RefSeq, a predicted model, not a curated record